Spirodela intermedia is the source of this 715-nucleotide messenger RNA. Lineage: Eukaryota; Viridiplantae; Streptophyta; Magnoliopsida; Alismatales; Araceae. The record is from the annotation of a GenBank genome assembly.
AUGGGGACGCCGGAGACCUCGCGGGAGCCGUGCCCUGACCGUAUCCUGGACGACAUCGGGGCGCCUUCGGCAUGGGGGCGGUCGGCGGUUCGGCCUUCCACUUCAUCAAGGGUAUUUACAACUCCCCAAUGGGGAGCGGCUGGCGGGGGCGCCCAGGCAGUGCGCAUGAAUGCUCCGCGGGUCGGCGGGAGCUUUGCGGUGUGGGGAGGCCUCUUCUCUGCCUUUGACUGUACCAUGGUCUACGUACGCCAGAAGGAGGAUCCCUGGAACUCGAUCACCGCCGGCGCAGUCACCAGUGGGUUCCUGCGGAUGCGACAGGGCGCCGCCGCGGCCUCCAGGUCGGCUCUGUUUGGGGAGUCCUCUUGGCACUGAUUGAAGGCGCUGGUAUAAUGCUCAAUCGGUUUCUGAGUGCUCCCAGAACCUCCCCAAUAGAGGAUCCGAUGGCCGGCUUGCCACCCAAUGUGGCCGGUUUCGGCGGACCUGGUGGAGGCUAUGCUUCCGCCGGCUAUUUGCCUAACAACUCCUCCCAAUCGCCGCCCGCGGGCGUGGCUAUGCCGGAUUCUGGCGAGUCUUCCUCUUCUUCCCCAUGGCUCGGAGGGUUUUUCGGGCGAGAGAAGAAAAAGGGGAGACCGCUCUCCGGGAGGAUAGCAGGACUAAGGUUCUAGAGAGCUUCGACGCGCCCAGCACUCCGGUACCAACCUUUGAUUUCAAGUAG